ACCACUAACAUUCUGGCCGGCUGACGGAGUCUAUUGGACAAGAAUUCCUCCUAUAAAUACGUGGAUGCCCCAAGAAAAAUCCCAAGUUUAUUGUUCAUAGCCGUGGUGUUCGUGAGUGUUAAUUUUCCAAGUCUCAAACUUUUUCGACAAAUAGUGGGUGUGAUAAUGAGGUUCACAUUUUGCACUUUUGUAUGCUUAACCAGUGUCAUCUCUGCCUUGGGUCAGAGUCUUCCUGAUGGAAUCACACCGUGCAGAGAAGGUGAUCCACAGAGGAAUGACUGCAUCCAGGAGCAACUUCAGAGGCUCCUGCCUAUGAUGAAAAAUGGAAUUGAAAGCUUGGGUAUCGCAUCAAUUGAUCCAAUCCCCUUCGAUGGUCUACCGUUUGAGUACAAAGCUGGCCAGACCCAGCUGACAUUCACCCUGAAGAAAGGCAGAUGUACGGGCUUCGGUGAUACCCAAAUCAAGAAAGUGCGCUCUCAGAUCACAGAUGACGAAUGGAAAUUCCACAUUGAUGUUCUCGUGCCAAGAGUCUAUAUCGAGGCUAAGUAUCGAGGACACGGAAUAAUUAACGCAAUGAGUUUGGGCUCAAAGGGUGACUUCAAUGUAACAGCCACUGGUUUAUCGGGGACGAUGAAAAUUCGCGCAAAGAAGGAGAACAUUGAUGGUGAGGACUACAUAAGGGUCAAUCAUAUUGAAUUGGUGCCAAAAGUAAAGACACUCCGAACCUACAUUGAGGGCCUUGUGCCAGAUCCUGAGCUCAAUAGGAUUGCCCUGGAAUUUGUCAAUGAGUACAUUGCCCAGAAUCGGAAUGAUCUGCUGAGGGAGACAAAACGGUUCUUUGACCCUCUUCUAACGCCUGUCGCCAACAGCAUUACACUUCGCAUUCCAGCACGAAAUCUCCUACUCUAGUCCAGUCUGUCUGUAAGUCCUUAUUGUAAAAAGAAAAAUAAAUUCACAUGGGUCAGAGGAAAGGCUGAAUCAUCUCAUCGCUCUCAACAUUCCAAUUGCUCGAUGGUUCUUUUGCCCAUGAGAAUUCUCCAUGUAUAUUUUCCUUAAAUAAAGUCUAAGAAUGAGUGAUAAGAAUUUGGAUUAUUUUGCACGAAUUCUGGGUCAAUUGCUACUGCUUUAACUUUGACAUUGUGUAUCAAUAUUUAAAGCUUGAAGUAGACAGUUAUUGACAAGUUAUUAAAUAUAUUGUUAUUUAUAUGAAUAAAAUAUUUCUAAAUAAAA
Phlebotomus papatasi is the source of this 1230-nucleotide messenger RNA. RefSeq lists its product as uncharacterized. The transcript is spliced from 3 exons. Lineage: Eukaryota; Metazoa; Arthropoda; Insecta; Diptera; Psychodidae. The record is from RefSeq and is a predicted model, not a curated record. The coding region runs from base 166 to 909 and encodes 247 amino acids.